UCAGAGCGCAUGCGUAUUUGAGACACAGCAUUGUCAAACUUACAUCACACACGUGCUGGCAAGGGCAAAGAGAAGUUGAAGGCAAAGAAAGAAGCAGUCAUGUUGCUAUCACCAAGAAUUACUUUCAGAUGUUUGGAGCAGGGAUGUAAAAUGCAGAAAAUGCGACAUCUGCAUACAAAGACAUUCAAAAACCAGAUACCCUUGCUUGCCCUAAAUGGAAAUCAGGCAGUGCAAAAAAGGAACAAUUCUGGAAAGGUGAAGGGUCAGGUCAUAGGGAUAGAUCUGGGAACAACAAACUCCUGUGUAGCCGUGAUGGAAGGAAAGACCCCCAAAGUUCUGGAGAAUUCUGAGGGAUCCAGGACCACUCCAUCUGUCGUGGCCUUCACUAAAGACGGAGAGCGACUUGUGGGGAUGCCUGCCAAACGUCAGGCCGUCACUAAUGCAGAUAACACAUUCUCCGCCACCAAACGACUCAUCGGGCGACGAUUUGAGGACCCAGAGGUCCAGAAAGACAUGAAGACCGCAUCCUUCAAGAUUGUGAAGGCAACUAAUGGUGAUGCUUGGGUAGAGGCUCAUGGGAAGAUGUACUCUCCAAGUCAGAUUGGAGCCUUUGUUCUGAUGAAGAUGAAGGAAACUGCUGAUAAUUACCUGGGUCAGAAGGUGAAGAACGCUGUGAUCACCGUCCCCGCCUAUUUCAAUGACUCCCAGAGACAGGCCACAAAGGAUGCUGGACAGAUUGCGGGGCUGAACGUGCUAAGAGUUAUUAAUGAGCCCACCGCUGCUGCCCUGGCGUAUGGAAUGGACAAAAGCGACGAUAAAAUUAUUGCGGUGUAUGACUUAGGAGGUGGAACUUUUGAUAUCUCUAUUCUGGAAAUGCAGAGGGGAGUGUUUGAAGUGAAAUCCACCAAUGGAGAUACGUUCCUUGGAGGAGAAGAUUUCGACAAUGCCUUGGUCACUUUCUUAGCCAGUGAAUUUAAACGAGAUGUAA
Molecule: messenger RNA, 988 nt
Organism: Saccostrea cuccullata (small rock oyster)
Lineage: Eukaryota; Metazoa; Mollusca; Bivalvia; Ostreida; Ostreidae
Product: stress-70 protein, mitochondrial-like
Exons: 7
Cellular component (GO): cytoplasm; mitochondrion
Molecular function (GO): ATP binding; ATP-dependent protein folding chaperone
Source: RefSeq, a predicted model, not a curated record